Messenger RNA from Phodopus roborovskii (desert hamster), 945 nucleotides. It is a transcript of the gene Arl2, whose product is annotated as ADP ribosylation factor like GTPase 2. Bases 103 to 657 code for a protein of 184 amino acids. The transcript has 5 exons. Gene Ontology annotation, cellular component: cytoplasm; microtubule cytoskeleton. Lineage: Eukaryota; Metazoa; Chordata; Mammalia; Rodentia; Cricetidae. Gene Ontology annotation, biological process: protein folding. Gene Ontology annotation, molecular function: GTP binding; GTPase activity. The record is from RefSeq and is a predicted model, not a curated record.
CGUGUUGUUGAGGGCGGAACCAAGCACCAGACUGGCCAAUAGGAGUCGGGAGCGGGGUCCCGGAACUGAAAGAAACGGCGCCCGGGAGGGGGCUACGGGAUCAUGGGGCUUCUGACCAUUCUGAAGAAGAUGAAGCAGAAAGAGCGAGAGCUGCGGCUGCUCAUGCUUGGCUUGGACAAUGCUGGCAAAACCACCAUCCUCAAGAAGUUCAACGGGGAAGAUGUGGACACCAUCUCCCCAACAUUGGGCUUCAACAUCAAGACCCUAGAGCACCGGGGAUUCAAACUGAACAUCUGGGAUGUGGGUGGCCAGAAGUCUCUGCGCUCCUACUGGCGGAACUACUUUGAGAGCACAGAUGGCCUCAUCUGGGUGGUGGACAGUGCUGACCGCCAGCGAAUGCAGGACUGUCAGCGUGAGCUGCAGAGCCUGCUGGUGGAGGAGCGCCUGGCUGGAGCAACCCUCCUCAUCUUCGCAAACAAGCAGGACCUGCCUGGAGCACUGUCCUCUAGCGCUAUUCAGGAGGCCCUGGACCUGGCCUCCAUCCGCAGCCAUCACUGGCGCAUCCAGGGCUGCAGUGCUGUCACCGGGGAGGAUCUGCUGCCUGGCAUCGACUGGCUCCUCGAUGACAUUUCCAGUCGUGUCUUUACUGCUGAGUGAGCUUCUUCAGGGUCCCCAGCCCACUGUGCAGGCCCUUACCCCUCAUCAGACACCAGCUAGGGGGACAGGCACCAGCCGGCCAGACUAACACUCCCAACCCUGCCGUGACCUGCUACUGCUGCCCACUGCUGCUCCCGGCCCAUGCGCGGGCUGUCACCCUGGCUCCUGAAGUGGCCUGCAGCUGCCAUGCCAAAAGGAAAGGUUGGACUGGGAGGGACUACAUGCUGCUACAAGGUCCUGGAUGUCGCCUCUGUCCAGCAGUGAGAAUAAAGCACUCCUUUCCCAGUU